CGGGUUAGUGUUUAACCAAAAACUCCUCAAUGAUCAUAAAUAAACGAGUAUCUUCCUCAAAAUAUUUCCUGUAAUCAAUUUCUUGCACUGUUUGUGUUCUUUUUAAAUCAUGUCGUUGUAUCAAGAAUAUCAAGGUGAUAAUCCACCACGAGAGAGGAUAACUAGACCUGUGUGUCCCCAUCCACGUCCUCCACUCUCACCCAUUCCCUCAAAACCCAAUUUCAAAUGCAAUUUACGUCUUCCAGAUGAUCCAUCCCCUAUCCCGAGAACAACUCCAAUAGGAUUUCUCAUUGAUGAUGCCAGCAUGGACACUUCGUACCCAGGAGGUGACAACGAGUCCAUACUUUCCGAAGCCAGAUCGUUCCUUACUCCCGACUUAAAGGAUGGAUGCGAAUCCAUGAAUCGAAUAGCGUCCCCUUCCGACCUAACAUUCUACUCGUAUUUGAGUCAGCUCAAGUCUACACUUCCUUUAUUGACCCAUACAGUCUCGCCCUGCAACGUGCUAGCCCAAUUUUUCGCCAAUGAAAUCUACCACGCUAACAAUUUAAUCACGAUAUGUUAUCUGUUUUGCAACACUGAAUUCCAUUCGUUUCCUCAUACAAGUAUACUUAAUCCCUAUAUACCCCAAGAUAAAACUCAUCACUCGCGGAUGAUUCACCAGUUGAAGAAAUUGCAAGAGAUUACACGGGAGUUGAUUUCUCGCUUGGCCAUGUUCAACAGUCUAAUUGAUAAGGUGAAUUUGUUUGAUGUUUCAUUCACGAAUUUGCUUUCCAUGAGGGCCCAAUUCACCUAUUUGAUUAAUAAUUUCGUUAUUGAAGAAAUUGAAGAGAUACUGAAGAAACUACAGCGGGAAUUGUACAAGUACAAUCUUUUUGUUGAAAACAUAAUCGAAAGUGAUGACAAUUAUGUCGAGCAGGAGGAUGAUAUUAGUUUUGCCACAAUCGAGAAUUUGAGAUUUAAGAUUGAGCAAACAUUAUUGUUUAAAACAAACAAAUUGACCAAGGUCGAUUUACAACAUUUUUAUGAGGUGUUGAUCACAGGCGUGAUUGAGGAUGCCGCAUGGUGGAAUUAUAUAGAGAACUUGCGGGAUAUGGUGUAGCAUUAGCAUGUAGCAUUUGUAUAUAUUUGGUUAAUUUAUAGACGUUUAUAAAUUUGCAGUUCGCAAGUUU
Spathaspora passalidarum NRRL Y-27907 is the source of this 1169-nucleotide messenger RNA. RefSeq lists its product as uncharacterized. The transcript has a single exon. The record is from RefSeq and is a predicted model, not a curated record. NCBI's taxonomy places the organism in Eukaryota, Fungi, Ascomycota, Pichiomycetes, Serinales, Debaryomycetaceae. The coding region runs from base 110 to 1099 and encodes 329 amino acids.